Molecule: messenger RNA, 6545 nt
Organism: Anopheles funestus (African malaria mosquito)
Lineage: Eukaryota; Metazoa; Arthropoda; Insecta; Diptera; Culicidae
Exons: 2
Coding region: 1992-5477 (1161 amino acids)
Source: RefSeq, a predicted model, not a curated record
GUGCUUCGCACGUGUACCGGGACCUUUAGAAUGGGUAUGAAACUGACGUUGAAAGUCAACAACAAUGCUGUUUACAAAAGUUUCUCGAAGCGGUCGGACGUAGCAGAGCGCUCCGCAUUUCGGGAUAUAACAAUUGCGUCAGUGGAUUGGCAAAAUAAGUGGUGUGUACAUGUAGGUGAAGGUAAUGAUCGUAGGAAAAGUGUAACUCUAGCAAUAAAGAAAGUACCGGCACAUUGUUCCGAUAAGGAAAUGGGCUAGCGAAAGUAGCAAUCGUGCAUUAACGGGGAAAACUUCUUCAGGAAGCAGAUCUGUUCGGGAAACAGAUUCGAUCGGAAAAAGACGACCAAACGUUCGGAACCACGUGCAAAGGAUGAUAAUGUUUCUGUUUGUAUGUGAUUUGUGAAGGUUUGAGUUUGCUUAAUGUUCGUACUAAGAAGGUUGGCCCUUGUGUUGAAGGUACGGAACCACGGAUGUGCGUGCGCGUGUUAAUGUGUAUGUAGGUGAAAGUGUCCUGCAAGAAGAGCACCAAAUAACCAAUAAGUGAAAAUAAAAGUCCAAUCGUCCAGUUGUGUGGUGUUGCAAAGAGGUGCAUUUUCCGAACCGUACGAUAAGAGAAUCGCGUGACAGGUAACCAGAAAGUGGUUCCCUAUUCUUGACACUUGUCCAAGCAGGGGGACAGAUCAACCGUACGCUGUGUUCGUGUGCAUGAUGACGGUGGCCAAGUUGGUGGUUUGACGUGCUUCUUCUGCUUCUUGCCCCUUUUUUGUACCUAGUGGUUGGAUCCGUCGCGGCGUAAUUCCGUUCCGUGCUUGUGGCCACGGCUGGGAUAAGGUGUGUGUGCGUACGUGUGGACAGCGACGGAAAAAGGGUCCCUCCACGCACUAAUACAUAUACACAGAAGAACGACCGUCACCGCAGCCGGUUCAGAUGUGCUGCGAGCUUGCGGCACCCAGGGUGCUUGGCGUGAGAAAUCCACUCCGUGAACGAGAGUGAACGAGAGAGAGCGAUAGCGCGGCAAAGCCAAAGCGUAACCGGAGGGGAACGGACGUACACAACCGUUCACAGCAGGAAGACGGAAGGAAUAGGGUGGCGAAGGGGGUGCGCCGCGUGGCCUUCGGUUUUGUAGCCGCGCGCCGUGCACUCGCCGUGCCGUUCGCUCGUCGAGGCCAUCGGCGUCAUCGGUCGUCGUUGUCGUGGUCGUGGUCGGUUUUCGGGCCCCGUGGUCGUCGCGUAUCGUGUCGGUCGCGUCCAACACCCCUUUUUUCUCCGCUGGUCCGCCUGUAUGUGCGGUCGUCCAUUUGCCGGGCGCGCUAAGCCUGUGUGCGUCGCGACACGCUGGUGCCCGCGCGUUUAUCUCGCUCACGGGGCGAACGAACAAAAAAAAACAACAAAACGAAACGGGUCGACGCGCGGUGUGUGACGUCGCUCCCUGCCCAACCAUCGUUGCGCGCUCCAUCAACCGUACGGACAUACCGCCCGCCCGACUGGGUGCCAUCUGGGUGACGGGUGAGGGCAAUGGCGGACGAAUUAUUUAUCGUCGAGCCCCAUCGCCGCUAGUGGAGCGUAGGUCCCGGGAAUUGCGUCCCGUCCAGUCGACCUGAAGAAGGUGGACAAAGCAAAACGAAAACGAAAAAAAAAAACGACGGUCACCGACAACAACAACUCCAGCUCCAGCCUCCUCCGCAGAAAACGCAGCGUACCACAAACCGGGUGGAGGACAUCGAGAACAUUCAGUUAGCGGUUGCAUCGGCCAUAAGACGGCGGGUUGUCCGCUUCGGUAGUGUAGUUUUGUAAACGAGAAAAGAAGCAAGUGAAAGUGAAACCUCCUCACAUUUCGCGUACAAUCAUAUACACUAGGUGUGCGUGUAAAGUGUGCUAAGUGAAGGAAUUUUUUGGUUGUAAGCUAGUUUGCUUCAUGCCCGCUACAAAACACUGCCCGAACAAACAUUGCAACGAGACGUGUCCAUCGAAGCACCACGCAAAAGCACACGAUGGCAGAAUCAAAGCAGACACCGCUGUCAGAACCGGAAGAGUCAAAGCGAGAAGGUGGAAGAGAUUCGCCGCGCAUCGAACCGACUGCUUCUCCGGCGGAUACCACAGCAGAAGACAACACCGGGAAGGGACAAGACAGAUCGUCCUGCUCGCCAAUGCGUGAGUCAGCGGAAGCAGCGAGUGAUGAGAAAAGCGAAACAAAAGCAACACUCAAACAAGAAGCAGAAACGACUGAAGAUGAAUCUACGCCGAAAACGGAACCGGAGGAAUCAUCAGCGAAGAAUAGUGUGAAGGCAAUUCCUGAGACAGCACCGGUAGCACCAGAGGUAGAAUCAUUAGAACUGAAGCAAGAAAUCGUUGCGGACGCAACGAUGACAGACAAGCACGAGGAGGAAACAAAGGACACUACACCACCGGUAACCAUGGAGAUGGAGCAGACAGUCGCGCAUGGUGAUAAAGAUGAUGGUGAUGGUAGUGCGGAUGACGCUGCCGUGGAUGCUAAGUGUGCGGCAAACAGUGAACCAAAGGUAGCAGGCGCAGCUGCUGAGCUAAAAGGCGAAAGCCGAAAACGUUCACAGUCUGACCAUAGUAGUCGCAGUAGGAGCAGCAGCUGCAGUAGUACCGGCAGCAAUAGUAACGGAAACAGUACUAGCGCAGAAGGCCGUAGCAGAAGCACUAGCAACGGUGGCGGUAGCAGCAGCAGCAGCAAUAGCAACAGUGAUAGUGAGGGUGCCAGUUCGGCGAAAAAGGUGAAAUUGCAACCGGUGCUGGAGCAACAGUCGAUGAAGCGAGAGCAGGAACAGGUGAAAACUGAACUGGUGGAUGUGGGUAGGAUGGAUGAGGAAAGUGCCACGUCCCAAUCUCCACGGUCUGGCGAGGUGAACGAAACCGACAAAGAGCAGGAGAUAUCUGGUCCGGAAGAGCAACCAAUUUCGGGAGAAUCGUUAAACCUGACAGAGGAAACCGGACCAUCCGCACAGUCAUCCCCGGCCGAAACCGUUACCAUCCAUGAGAAUGAUAUCCCGAAGGAGGAACAGCAGAACGGCAGCGAAGAAGGAAACCAUUCAGAAACGUUGUUAUUUCCACCACCUCCACCUCCUCCACCACUGCCGCGGGUUGAGGCGGACGUAUCGCGUACGGUGGGGAAGGUAUCUACCGUGGCACCGAUACUGGAACGACCGGAUUCAGCCCGUCUGACGGCGGAUCUGCAGAGCUGUCAGCGGCAGCUAGCCGAGGUACGGUCGAAGUACGACGUAACGCGCAAGGAAUUGCACGCAACCAAGCGCAAACUGAAACGCAUGUCGGUGAGGUUGGGCAACAUGACCGGUGGUGGUUCGGUCGCGGCCGGUACCAAUGUGGGCAAUGCGUCGCCACAUCCACUGACCGUUGGGCCUGCGGACGAGGACCGUAACCGGAAGUGGCGUGAACCGAUGAUAGUGGCAGCGAUGAAAAUCAAGACAGCCAUGGGCAUCCAGGCGUACAAGUCGUUGAUCAAGGACGGUGAGCUGCUGCUACCUAGCUUGCGUACCAUCACCCGGUAUCUGGAGUCAUUGCGUAAGUCUGGUGGAGCAGCAGCGGCAGCGGCAGCCCUGGCGAAUGCGGGGGCUGCUGUAACGAAAGUGACCGCUCCGAUCGAGGUGGAUGACGUGCCGGAAGAGGAAGACGACGAUGAGGAUGAGGAGGAGGAGGCUGCCGUCGUGUCGGUGCGGACGGACGGUGUACUACAACGAAGGUUGGAACAAUCGGGUGGAAAGAAGAAACAGACGAAGGCCAACGGUAGUGGUACGGGACGGACGGUUGAUCACAAUCGGAACGAACAGAGACGACAUCCGUCGUACAAUUCUCACCAGCACCAGCAGCUUCGGCAUCAUGCACCGGAUGUGCAGCUGCAGGAUAUCAAAACGGAGCAGGAUCCCGUCAGUUUUACCGCAUCGCCAGAUAUAAACUACUACCAGCACAAUGCGGACGAUGAUGACGAUGAGGAUGAAGAUGGAUACCAAGAUCCGACAUCCUUGCUGGAAGCGAGCCGUUAUGAGGAAGCUGCUGGAAUGCAUUUGAAUGGCGAGGAUGGCAGCUAUCAUUACGGCCAAGGACAAGGACAGCAACCGCAACAGCAGCAAACACUGUCACAGGCACAAAUCGAGUUCCUUAAGUCGAUGGUGGGCUUCCGGAAGAAGUGGACACCGUACGAGCUGCGAACAUGCAACGACAUCCGGCGUAUCAUUGGUAGCCGGGAGUAUGAAUCAUUGCGCCGGAAGGACGGUAUGCCACUGCCGAGUGUGAAGACGCUUCGCAAGUAUCGCCACGCCGCCCACGUGCCGGACGGUGUGGACGUAAUGGGUCGGAAGCGUAAGCUCAACGAAAUGGACGACUCGCCCACGAAUCAAUCGCGUACGGUACCACGAUACGGGUCUGCGGGAGGUGGAGUAGAGUCCGGUACCGGUCCGGUUGACAAUGGUUCCGGUGUGCUGUUUCCGUUCGGCAACGAUACGGAUAAGGAGCUGCUCAAACCGGAACACGAUCCCGACGGUGGUCAUUUUGAUGUGAGCAUACUAACGCUGCCACAGAUUAGUUUCCUGCAAACGCUCACCAUGAACACGAAGGGCUUUUCCGACUACGAGCUGCAACGUUCGCUCGAACUGAAGAAUGAGCUUGGUAGUGGUAGCUACGAAACGCUGCGGAAACAGGAGUUUCUUAACAUUCCAACGCUGGCAAUGCUAACGCGCUAUGAGCAGGAUAACGGGCUGGAAGAUCUUUCCCGGCUGAGCGGUCGCCGAGUUGGUGGUCCUGAGCGAAAGCGACAUAAGUCAGAUGAGUCAUCAGCGCUUGAGCUAGCCCAGGAACAGGAAGAACAGCGAAACCGUGAGCUCGUGGAGCAGCAGGCACGCGAACAGCAGCAGCAGGAGCAGGAGCAGGAGCACCAGCGACAACUGGAACUGUACAACCGGUUGACACAGGCGGAUCCGUCGCGUCAUCCGCUGUUCGAUAGCAUCGCUGGAGAUGCCUCUCCCACCGAGGGUGCAAAUCCUGUACUAACAGCGGCCGCCAUUGCUGCAGCGAUGGCUGCAGCAGCCGCGGCCGGUAUACAUCCUUCACAGCUGGACCAUCUGAACGGCAGUGCGGUCGGUGGGGAAGAUUCCUCGUUGAGCAUGUUCGAACAUCAUUCGAUCUUCGACAAGGAUACGCCUAUGUUCGACAUGACCAAGCUGUCACCGGCACAUGUAGAGUUUCUCAACACACUGCCGGAGAAUCCGAAGCGAUGGACGCAGGAGAUGAUCAAUUCGGCGCUUGACAUUAAGAAUGAAAUCGGUACGCGUGAUUAUGAAAUUCUGCGCCGACAGGGAAUACCGUUGCCGGCGGCCAGAACACUGCGACGGCAUAAGGACAUCCGCAACAAGGCAGAUCGUGCGAUGAGCGAAACGGGGGAAAUAUUACCCGGCAGUGGUUCUGCCACUCCGGCAGGUGUUGUGGGUGGUAGCGGAUAAAUAACUCGUUGUCUCGAAUUUCCCCUGCUUCUUGUAGGGUUCCUCGUAGAAAGUCCCAUACCGUCGAGCGCGAGAGAGAGAGAAUUAAAGGGGGCUAAUAAGUAAAUGUACCUGUGCCAGAUAAGUUUUAGUUUCAUGAAAUAGCCAAGAGUAAAGAGCAGAAUAGCAAAUCUGCUAGCAGAAUAGUAGAGAUAUGGCACAAACGAAAGAGAACGGUGUAGACAGUAAAGAUCUGUGUCUGAACUGAUCGUAUCUGAAAGUUGUGUGAAGCAAGCGCCAAUGUUUUACUUUGUUGUGAUUGUUGGAAUGUCGUCGGAUUUACGCUAUUAGCAUAUCAGUAAAUAGUAGUCAGAAGGGAGAAGAAAUCGACUGGAGUUUCUUUUCUGCACCGUGAUUAAUUUUACUUAAACUUUAUAAUAAUUCCUAUUCAAGAGACCGAUCGUCAGCGGGGUAAUGAAUGACAACAAUGCAGUAGUAGAUGGUAGCCAAAUAGAAAAUAGUAGAUAAAGCUGCCCGUUUGUAAUACGCCGGAAGAAGAUCUGGCAUGCACCAAAUACAUGGAUCGGUUUCAACGUGAACCACCGAUAGAUCCAUGCGGCAACUCAAUUAGUGUAAAUAUUUAGCUUUCUACGUGGUAGAUGUUAUCAAGCACAAGUAAGGAAUAAUAGAUGGGAUGUGUCCUUUACGAGCAAUUACAAAGAAACGAUUACGAAAGUCAGUAACAGAAACGAAAUAGUCUAUUGAGAUUGUUAAGCAAGAUCAUUCGAACCGAUGCCAACCUACACGUGUGCCAGAAGGAUAUAGUAUCAAUGGUGCGUGUACAUGGAUGGAAAUCUCAUCUGUAAAGAAUUUUAUCUCUAGAUGUGUAUUGAUGCAAAAGUUUCGUCCUUAAGAGAGUGUACAUAUUUAUGUAAAAUGCACUAGCCUCGAUAUUUGGCUACCUGCUUUGACCUUAUCUAUCGGAUGGAAACAAUCAAUGGAAUUCGUUUACCUUGAGACCACAAACUAAUGUUACGAAAUAAAUCUUGAACGAUAUCGAGAUUCUUAUGAAUCUUCUGAAAUGAUUAA